This is a messenger RNA of Heterobilharzia americana, 5287 nucleotides long. The record is from the annotation of a GenBank genome assembly. NCBI's taxonomy places the organism in Eukaryota, Metazoa, Platyhelminthes, Trematoda, Strigeidida, Schistosomatidae.
AUAUACUCUUGGUAUAUAAACAAGGAUAAAUGUAUUGAUACAAUUAGCGGGUUUAGUUAUCAUUUAAUUUCUUAAACUUAUUACCUUUUUUUAAUACAUUUUAUUUCCUCAUUUUUCACCGAAUACGUUACGUUUACUUCUUGACCACACAGUGAACAGUAUCCCCGAACAAUCGUGAUUGUCAACAUCAUCAUUAUUAGAUUCAACAGUUAAAUACAUAUUGUGAAAUCAUUAAUUAUUUGCUUUAUUUUUAACUGACAUUCAAAGACAGUGAAGACAAACUGAAAUGCAACUUUAAUGUGUUCCCUCGACUUCCGUUAAAGACUGAUAUAACAGCAGUCAAAGUACUACAUAAUAGUGGACUAGUUAAACGUGUACAUAUAUAUAUGAAAACCUGUGCGAUGCUUAAUAUAUAAUCCUUUGCUUAUGUAUUCUAAGAUAUGAAAAGAACAAAUUGUCAAAUUAUUCAAGUAUUCUUCAUGUACAUAUUACAUCAUUUACAAUACACUUAUCUAUUCAUUCUACUGAUAUUACAAAUAGAGUGCAAUUCUCUGAAUCACUCCAGUUUAAAAGAACUUUAUUAUUCUAUCAAUGAAGAAUCAGAGAUUGGAUCGUAUAUAGGCAAUUUAAAGUUGGAUUCAGAAAGAAAGUUUUUUAUCACACCUAAUGAUGGAGAUAAGGCUGAGAGUAUGUUGACUACACCGACUUUUGAAUUAUAUGAUGAUACAAAUAAAAAGUUAUUUCGAAUAGAAGAGACAAGUGGAAAGUUGUUUGUUGCAUCACGUAUAGAUCGUGAGACAAUAUGCCCACAGCCAGAUAUUUCACCUGAUGGACUGGAUAGAAUACUAUCACUCGGUGAUACAUCUUCAUCUCCGUCCACUCCCUCUUUAAAAGAAGAAUGUCAGGUUCACCUGACAGUCUGUAUUUCUCGCGUUCAUUGGAUUAAUGUCAUUAUAACAAUACACGAUAUCAAUGAUCAUGCACCCUUCUUUCCAAUCUCUUCUUUAGUUACACCUGGUGAAGCGAAUAAAUUGAUAUAUAUAGUGAAUGUAUCCGAAUCAGUUAGUUCUGGCUAUGAAGUACCCCUCAUGAUUGCUAAAGAUCCCGACGAAGGUGUUAAUUCAGUUCAGUCAUAUUCACUUCGUGGUAGUGAAUUUGACUCAACAUUGUUCUCGCUAUCCUACAGGCCACCGUACAGUUUAAAUCUUGUCAUUUUAGGUGAGUUAGAUGCUGAAGUGAAGAAUGUUUAUACUGGUGAAUUAAUUGCCUGUGAUGGUGGUCAGGUAAUCCCAAAGUGUUCUAAUCAACCAUUUCAACUGCACAUAACAGAUGUCAACGAUAACAAGCCUACAUUUAAUCAGACAGUUUACGAUGUUGAAAUUUCUGAAGACAUUCCAAUCAACUCUACAAUUAUUAAAUUGACUGCAGUCGACUCCGAUUCCAGUCAAAAUAAUGAAUUGUCCUAUAAAUUUGGAAGACCUUUAAGUCAAUCUUCUCAAGAACAUUUCAUAAUCGACGGUAAUUCUGGAGAAAUCACUUUGAAACGUUUGUUAAAUGCUAAAGAGAACACUAUAUUUCUUUUACCUGUUUUAGCAUUCGAUAGUGGCUCCGUUCCAUUAGUAGGUCAAACAAUGGUUCGUAUUACAGUGAAAGAUACAAAUGAUCAUAAUCCAUGGAUUGAAAUCCGAUCAAACUACGAAGCUAACUUCCAUAAAUCAAUGGCUAACAAUACUCAAAAUGAAGCAAAUUCUAAUUCUACGGAGGUUCAACUAUCGUUAAAUGAGAACCAACCAGCAGGGACAAAUAUUGGACUGAUUAUUUCUGGAGAUGAAGACAUUGGGGAAAAUAGUGCAGUAACUUGCAGGCUUCAGUCAAAUGUGAAAGACUUUAACCUUGAGCAUGCAAAUUCUGCAAAGGGAAGAGAAAUUUACCGUUUAAGUACAAAUAAAUCAUUUGAUCGAGAAACAGUGUUCAAUGGAGUUAUCCGGAUUACCAUAAUAUGUGCAGAUAGUGGUAAGCCAAGCCGAACUACUGAACAAAAGAUUCUGUUAAAUAUUCUCGAUAUAAAUGAAUAUCGACCAGAAUUCACUGAACAGAAGCGAUUCAUUGAUUACACCAUGCCAGAAGAUCAACCUUUAGGAACUGUUGUAAUGCAAAUUCAAGCUUCAGAUGCAGACUCUACCCCAGAAAUCCAAUACCAUAUGUCACGUGAAGCACAGUCGUAUUUCCACAUUGAUGCUGACACUGGUAUCAUAACUACAAGAGCUGUAUUGGACAGAGAAACAAUGCCUCAGAUUAGAUUUCUUGUGUAUGCUACUGAUAAUUAUUCAUCGGAACCCUUUCAAGGCAGUGAUGCUGUCACUGCUAAUGUUACUGUUCACCUAACUGACAAAAACGAUAACAGUCCUGAGCUUAUCGGUACUAAAACGUUUCAAGUAGUUGAAAAUCGUCCCGGAUUUUCUGAUUUAGUUGGUCAGCUAACGUCCAUUGAUCAAGACUCUGGAAAUAACGCAACAGUACAUUACAAACUGUUGUCCGUUAGUAACAGCAAGAAUAAUCGAGCUUCGAGUGAAUUAUUUAUGAUUAACGGUGAGUCUGGUAAAAUAUUUGCAACUAAGAAACUCGAUAGAGAGGAAAAUAGUCAAUAUGAAUUGACAGUAUUACUAUAUGAUCUGGGAACACCUGUUCAACGGAGUUCAACAGCUACGAUAAUCAUCAAUGUGAUGGAUGAGAAUGAUAAUCCUCCUCAAUGGGGUGAUAUUUUACAGAUUUCUACGAAAGUUGAAGUUGGUGAACAAACUGAUCUUUUCAAACGACCACAUAUGAUGGGUUUGGGCACAGUUACUGACCUAGGUGUUAUGAAUUUAACAGCACCAAUCUACCGAGGACAACAAAUACUUAUUUUAGUCGCCAAGGAUGCCGAUGACAAACCAAAUGCAAAUUUAACAUUUCACCUACUUCACGUACAACUUAUCAGUUCUUAUUACACCAAUAAUAAAAAUACACUUCCAUAUAUCAAUAAAAUUCAUUCCCUGAAUUCAUAUGCAUCAGUGAAUUCACCUUAUUUUUCGAUAGUCUCUAAAAGCGGCGAACUGAUUGCAGGCCCUGGUUCAAAAGGUAUCGGGUUAACAGAAAGUGGAAUUUAUGAAUUAUAUAUUCGUGUAUGCGAUAAUGGCAAUCCACCGUUGGACUCUAACGCUCGCUUAUUUCUACAAGUACACCAGUCUUUGAGUUCAGUCUACAGUGAUAAAUAUGGUGAAAAAGGUCUUUUUGGUUAUAUAUUAUCGAGUGGUCAUUUAGGAAUAAUGUUAAUCGUUGUCAUACUGUUGGUUAUGUGUCUUACUUCAAUAUGCCUUAUUAUUGCAUUCAUCUCAAUUCGUCGGAGAUCUACUCAACGGCAACUUCGUGCAUCUAGUCGUAAAGCGUCUAAAUAUGAUAAAAAUUCAUUUCCACUACAAUUGAAUGAUGAAUUAAUUAUGGAAGGAAAUAUGAAUUUAGACGGUACAAUCGGCAACUAUGGUAAAUUAUAUCACUCACCGAUUAUGAAUGCAAUGUGUGGUGCAGAAGGUGAAAGUCUGUAUAAAUGGAAUCCAGAAUGUGGUUAUACAGUUGGAAAUUUCGGACCACCACCAAUUUAUAAUUUUUGCGCAUUGAAUACAACACUAGAUAGAAUGAGAUCAAGUCGUACGGAUAGCGAUAAAAGUAGUUCAGCCCUCGUGUCAUCUGAAUUCCCAUGUCCUAUUAAUCAUUAUUCUGAAGAAAGAACAAUUAUGAACGGUGAUCUUACUAGUCCUCAUGAAUUUAAAUCUCCACUGAGAAACAUAUCCAAAGCCGAUGGAACUGGAAAUAAUAAUACCAACGUUAAUACCUAUACAGAAAAGUGUUUUAUUCACACAUCCAAUCAGUCUGAAUUGAGUGAGCAACUGCGUAUGAAUAUUGCUGUCUCAGAAGUCGAUGGGGGAAGUGCAGACUCUGGUCAGGGAGCCAGUGAAGAGGAACCUGUCAAUCAUGAUUCGACAAAACUCAGGUCAAAGUACGCACGUCCUUAUAAUUCAAAAGAACUCUUACUAAACAAAACACAAUGCAGUCCAAUACCAUCUUCCAAUGAUUGUUUAUUUGACAGCCCAUCGUGGAAAAAAGGAAAUCGUUAUUCAAUUAAUGAAUCAAAUCUUUGCACGCAGACUGCAUUACCUUCAAUAAAUACAUUUACACAUCAGAAGCCACUGGAGAACAAACAGUUCUCUCUGACACUUCACAGUGUCACCUCGUCGGAUUCCCAGCGUCAGUCACCGAUAGUGAGCGAUACACUUCAACCUAGGUGGCGAAAACCGUUGUUUAGUAAUGUAGAUUUAGGGCAUCAUAAUCAUUUAUUUGAUGAACCACCACUGAGAAAGACAUCGAUUGGAAAACAGUCCUCGACACUUCCGUUAGGCACUAAACCGUCUAUCAUAAAUAAUGUAAAAUUUAUUGAAGAUAUUGAACACAAUCGAAGAAAGGACAUAAUGUUGACAAAUUCCCACAUCGUUAUGGAUCAUUGAAGGUUUUUGAGUCAUUUAACUCCUAAUGUUGGUGUAUACACACAGGAUGAAGAAAUAUCACUACACAUUCCAAAUGGGAUUUCUCUUUUUAACUUAUUUGAACCCCAGUGCUAAACUUAUAUCAAUAGUUUUUUUCAUAAAAUUGCUGCUCAAAUAAAAUUUUGGGAAAAAUUCUCAUAAAAAAAGCAGUGUAUUUAUCAAAUUUCAUAUUCAUUCCAUAAAAUAAUUGUUGUAAUCAAGGAGGACCAGUGGUAAAAUGUGAAACAAUUUUUGAGAAGUGAUUUUGUUUUAUUUUCCAGGGAAGAAAUUAUAGAUGCAUAACAUACCGCUUUUCCUAUACCUCUCUAUAUUUCUCUUCUUCCUUAGAUUUUUUCUUCUACAACUCAUAUAUUGCGAAGCCUAAUUAUUGAGUAUUUGUUGAAAAAAAUAUUUAACUAAUUUUACUAGGACUCUGUGUUUUUAGCGUGAUAAAAAAGAAAUAUAUCUACAUUAUUGUAUAUUUCCUUAUCAUCUUUAUGCUUUCUGUUGAAAUACAAUUUUAUUCUUUCGCUUCACUGGAAUAUAAGACAGUAUGUAGUAAAUACACCCCGUGGAUAGCAAAAAAAGAUGGAAACUGUCAAUAAUGCAUAAAUCAAUGCUGCUUUUUAAUUUGAUAAACAGUUGAGCUUACACUUACAAAUUUUUAAAACGAUUAUAUCAUAGAAAUAUACUUGAAAAAAUGAAAAUAUAUUUGUUUUCAAUGGACAUAU